This is a messenger RNA of Prosopis cineraria, 369 nucleotides long. RefSeq lists its product as uncharacterized. NCBI's taxonomy places the organism in Eukaryota, Viridiplantae, Streptophyta, Magnoliopsida, Fabales, Fabaceae. The record is from RefSeq and is a predicted model, not a curated record. The transcript has 3 exons. Bases 16 to 369 code for a protein of 117 amino acids.
GUCUCAUUCCUUGUCAUGAUGGCGGUGAUGAUCACAUGGAGGUGGUUGAUGGCUGUUCUAAAUAUGGUGGACGACGGUGGUUCCGAGCUUGUUGGACUUCGCAUGACCCUCCCAACAUCCUUCGCCCCUCCUACGCUUCCCCCAGGAUAUGUUAAUUUCACUCCACCAUCCGAUUCGAAUCUGUUAUCAUCCGACGAUCAGUGCUCCCACACGUGUUAUAUCCCAUCUUCUUCGUCUUUGUACACAACCAUCAAUGUGGUGCGCCUGAAAACGAAACCUUUUUUCUCUCACCGCGCAAGAGUCGGAAUCCGGUUUGCAGUAAGCCUUCGUUAUCUCUUUUUCACUUAUUCUUCUCUUGAUUUCUUCUGA